Molecule: messenger RNA, 1146 nt
Organism: Penicillium cinerascens
Lineage: Eukaryota; Fungi; Ascomycota; Eurotiomycetes; Eurotiales; Aspergillaceae
Product: C-3 sterol dehydrogenase/C-4 decarboxylase family protein
Exons: 1
Coding region: 1-1146 (381 amino acids)
Biological process (GO): steroid biosynthetic process
Molecular function (GO): 3-beta-hydroxy-Delta5-steroid dehydrogenase (NAD+) activity
Source: RefSeq, a predicted model, not a curated record
AUGGCCAUGCCCGAGGAAAAUUCCCUGAGCCUAGGCACGGUCCUCGUCACCGGUGGCAGCGGCGGUCUCGCUAGCCAGAUCCUCCAGCUCUUCUCGCAGCGUGGCUGCGAACAUCUUCACUCUAUUGAUCUUCGACAGCCUCUUCGUCAUCUCGAGGGUGUUACGUAUCACAUUGGAGACCUUACCAACUCUGAUGCAAUCCGCCGAAUCUUCCAAGACGUGAAACCCGACGUAGUGAUCCACGCCGCCAGUCCCAAAUUCGAUGCCCCAAACCAUAUCUUGUACAAAGUUAACGUGGAGGGCACCAAGACCUUGAUCCAAAUCGCAAAAGAAUCCGGAACCCGAUUCUUCGUGUACACGAGCUCCGCGAGCGUCGUCACCGACGGCACGGCCGAUCUGAAGAAUGCCGACGAGACAUUUCCUGUGAUAGUCGGUGACAAACAACCGGAAUUUUACGUGAAUACUAAAGCCCUUGCGGAGUUAUAUGUCCUGACACAAAACUACCGAGCGAAAGACGGCCAUCAGCACUUCCUGACCUGCGCCAUUCGCCCCUCUGGUAUCUUCGGGGUCGGCGACCUCGUCUUGUUACCUGGGAUGUUGAACGUUUAUUUCCGAGGCCAGACAAAGGUACAAAUUGGUAAUAAUAGAAACCUAUUCGACUUUACCGAGAACACGAACGUGGCGCACGCGCAUUACCUUGCUGCUGUCGCGCUAGCCAGAUUCCAGAAUGACACGCCUGGAGAUGACGCUAGAGUGGAUGGAGAAGCUUUUUUCAUCACAAACGGUGAGCCUCGAUACUUCUGGGACUUCACGCGGCUGGUUUGGGGUCUCGCCGGGGAUACAACGCGGCCGGAUCAGGUGUGGGUGAUUACUCGACCGUGGGCAUUACUAUUGGCGGGCCUAUUGGAGUGGGUGUUCUGGGCAUUUGGGCUAGGCGAACCAUCUCUGACAAGGACCAAGGUCCGCCUCAGCUGCAUGACGAGAUACUUCUGUAUCGAUAAGGCGAAGAAAAGGCUCGGGUAUAAGCCGUUGGUUGGGCUCGAGGAAGGUUUAAAGAAAGCGGUGGAAGACUGUGUGAGACGGCGGAAUUUAGAGCAGGGUACUGCCACUGCUGACAUGAACGAUGUGAAGCAGAAGCGUCAAUGA